Rotaria sordida is the source of this 831-nucleotide messenger RNA. The record is from the annotation of a GenBank genome assembly. NCBI's taxonomy places the organism in Eukaryota, Metazoa, Rotifera, Eurotatoria, Philodinida, Philodinidae.
AUGCAUGCUAAUACAACAAAUACUGGUUAUCUAAAUGUAGCUAAUCGCACUGUUAACGUUGGUAGUUGUACUAUUGGUGGUAAUGCCGCACCAGAAGUUUACUAUAGUGGUUAUCUCGAUCAUCUGAGUGUAACAAUGCGUGUUAAAACCGCAUGUGAAAUUUUACAAGAUGCUACUCUCGUUGUCUACUAUCCAUUCGAGAAUUCAAUUAUAGAUCAAGGACCAAAUUUCAUAAUGGGAACUCUAUCGAAUUCUGGUACUACUUAUGUUAGUGGAUACGUUGGUAGUUAUGCACUACAAUUAAGCACAACAGGUGCCUAUUUUCAAGUGCCAAGUCUAACUGGAUUGGGCACUAGCAAUCAAGGUUUUUCAAUUGCACUCUGGGUGAAACCGAGUGCAAUUAGUGGACCGUUGGUUCACGUUUCCUCAACAACGACUGGUUAUGGAAGUUGGUGUGUACCCUUUCUCGGUUUUUCAUCAAGUGGUCAAAUUGUUGCUAAUAUUAGGACUUCAUCAGGUACAAUUGUUUCUGCUACUGGUCCUGUUCUACAAACAACUCCAUUUUGGACACAUAUUGUUCAGACAUGGUCUACGAUAAAUGGCUUACGUCUUUACGUAAAUGGUUAUUCGUAUGUUAAUAUUACAAGUGCUACGUCUUAUGCAGCUUCUGGAGUACAGAAUUAUUUGACAUUAGGAACAGCUUUGAAUGGUGCAGCGUGUGCAGCUGGGUCAAUUCAGAGCUCUGGUCAAUACUUAGGAGCUAUAGAUGAUUUUCGUUUGUAUAGUAGAGAGUUGAGUGCCAGUGAAGUUUGUCAGUUAGUAAGUGUAUAA